AUUGAUGUUAGAUUUGGAUUUAUUAAGUGUGUGUUUCAUACUUAUGAUGUGUUUGAAUCUAUUACUGUUUGCCAGUGCUUUGUUUGUUAGAUUCUCAUGUCUUUUUGCUGCUUGCAGCGAAGUUCCUCCUUUCUUCCUUGAUAAGGUUGUGCCGCUAAUUGUGAUUUGAACUGUAUAGUUCGAUUUUGUCCAGAGAUGAGAAAGAGGUGGUCAGAUGUAAAAUAGUAAGGGCAAUUUUGAAUUGACCGGAUUUGAAGUGAAUUUUAAUAUGGGACAAUUAUGGCGUGUUUAUGAUGCAACUGAAAAUAUUCACCAAGAAGAGGAUAUGUUAGAAUCAGAGGAUAUAGAGCUUGAAUCUACCUGCGCAGUUGGAUGAGAGUAUCCCUUGUGCUUUUGAAAUGCAAAUGCCGGGGAGAAUAACUGAGUGUGCUCCAAGCUUGGUGAGGACAUCGACGCAAUGAUAUCCAAAUUAGAGUUCAAAGUCAUUGGUAGUGUGUGGUGGUGUUGAUCCAAUUUCAAAUGUAAUGGUCAAAAGAAGUGUACAAUGGCAACUGUCAUACUAAUAAGAUGUUCAUGGUCAGUGUUGAUGGCAUUUGGGAAAAUCUAAUACGAGAACUACUUGAUAUCACUAGCAGAAGAAUGAAUGCUCCAUGUCAUUACAGGAAUUUGCGAAACUUAAUUUAUCAUGUAGCAAUCAAAAUGACAUGGUAUUGGUAUAUGUAACAGCACAGUAAUCUGUGGAUAGUGUGUUAAAUUUUUUACUAUGAUUGCUUCCUUUGAUUUAUUUUGUUCUUCUGUCAUUGAGGUCUCCUAUAAGCUUUUGUGGUUUCCUUGUCCUCAUUACUGCUGUAACCUAUCUGAUAUGGCAUGUUUGGCAGUUCUCAAGUAACCAACUUUGAGGUCAACUUGCUAGUUCUCGAGUAUAUGCAACCAAAACAAUUGAGACAAAACAAGUACAGAUGGUGGCAAGUUGAUCGUAUUUCUUAGUAAAGUCGCCAUGAAAUGGAAAUUUGAAGAUUGCCACUCUAUAUGUGAUCGUUAAAUGGAUGAUAAAGACACAGAAAGUAAUAAGAUGGUUCUAGCUAAACCAAAAGCUUCAAGACCCACUUGCUCAAAGUUCCAGUCUUUCUCUGCACUCCUUACGGGUGCAAUUAGCACAUCAUUGUCACCUAAUUCAAUUUGUGAAACAGCUCCAAUUAAACCCAAGACUCUGAGGAUCAAACCCGCAGAAAGUUUGGCUUCGACUGCUGCUGGUUCAUCUCAGGACGAGGCAUCUGGAACUGCAGCUUAUUCCUUCAAACUGGAAAUCAAAUCUUCUGUGGUAUUUAAACCACUGGCGAAACUUGUUUCAAGAACAACUGCUUCUCAAUUGGCAAGUUCGGGAAAUUUUAAUAUCAGUAACCAACAAGCAACAGUUCAGGUGCAAGCUUAUGUUCAAAGCGCAAGCCGAACCAAACACCAUUUCCAAACUCCAGUUACUUCAGAUAUUCGUCAAGAAUUUCCCUCGCUGCCUGUCAGAAUUAACCAGAUCAAUGAUCCCUCAAGGAUGGCACUGCGGAAAUCCAAAGAGAAUCCAAAGGAUUUGAUGCCAACAGUAAGUGGAGAUAGACCUUCUUAUGAUGGAUAUACUUGGAGAAAAUAUGGGCAAAAACAAGUGAAAGGAAGCGAGUACCCACGAAGUUACUACAAGUGCACGCAUCCGAAUUGUCCUGUAAAAAAGAGGUUGAAAGAUCAUUUGACGGAUAGUCGAAGUGCCAUUCGAUUAUAUAUAAUCCAUUUUCUUAUACAUCUAAAGCUCCAUUUUCUUACAAUUAUGUCACAACCACCGGUGGAGCUUUUAACAGGACUGGUCUUGGAACUCCUGAAAGUUCGUAUGGUCUGAGUGGUGAUUCUAUGAAGCAAUCAGAAGAAUCAAUGCAGUGGAUGAUGAACCUAAAUACAAGCGAAGGUAAGAAUUUUAAGAAAUGCUUGUUUCAAGCGGAUUAUACUGAAGUGAUCAAGAAACAGAAUUUACUGAGUGCAAAACCAUACUGUUGUGCAGCAUCGGUUAGAAUCUACGUGGUGGUUAAAAAACUUCAGUAACUUUGUCAGAUUGUAGUUUAUUGUAAGUGCGUUGUCUUGGAAAAUCCACUGUGCACCCCCACUUUUGAUGUUCACUCGCUGCUUUGGUUCUUUCUUUCAAGGAAGUCAGUCUAGUGACGCGGGCAUGAUAUCACAAGGUGUACAAGGGCCUCGAGUCGUAUUGCAAGGGACACCAGAUGCAGAGAUCACCGGGGAUGGAUUCCAUUGGAGAAAAUACGGACAAAAAGUCGUGAAAGGAAAUCCAUUUCCAAUGUUGAUACUCAACUUCCCUCUUAUAUUCUUUGCUCUGUCGGUUCUAUAACUUGUACCGUUAUAAACUUAUAAUGAUACAUCAUUACCUAUUCAGGUUAUCCUUUUCG
Molecule: messenger RNA, 2441 nt
Organism: Papaver somniferum (opium poppy)
Lineage: Eukaryota; Viridiplantae; Streptophyta; Magnoliopsida; Ranunculales; Papaveraceae
Product: probable WRKY transcription factor 4
Exons: 4
Coding region: 1043-1882 (279 amino acids)
Biological process (GO): regulation of DNA-templated transcription
Molecular function (GO): DNA-binding transcription factor activity; sequence-specific DNA binding
Source: RefSeq, a predicted model, not a curated record